Molecule: messenger RNA, 1571 nt
Organism: Eutrema salsugineum
Lineage: Eukaryota; Viridiplantae; Streptophyta; Magnoliopsida; Brassicales; Brassicaceae
Product: phosphatidylinositol:ceramide inositolphosphotransferase 2
Exons: 12
Coding region: 412-1314 (300 amino acids)
Biological process (GO): ceramide biosynthetic process
Cellular component (GO): Golgi membrane; endoplasmic reticulum membrane; trans-Golgi network
Molecular function (GO): ceramide cholinephosphotransferase activity; sphingomyelin synthase activity; inositol phosphoceramide synthase activity
Source: RefSeq, a predicted model, not a curated record
UCAACCGUUUCUCCGUGUUGAACUCGCCUUUUUAAUCUUAGGGCUCCGUUUCUCAGAUUCUGCUAAAGGAAAUCUCUUUUCUUCUACUUACAAAGUUUUAAUCUUCUUUAGACUUUCGUCUUCGAUCUCUCUGUUACUUUUUUUUUUUUUUUAAUUCUUUUCGUUGCGUCUCUCGCUCUCAUUUCUUCUUCUCAGAUCUUGGAUUGACCCGUUUCGAUCGUUGACCCCGAAUUUGGGUUCGGUUAAAAACCCGACCUGUUUCCGGUGAGAAGCUCGGGACUGAGAAAAAAGGUUCAAUUUUUGUUUGAGUGUUUGGUUUCGGGGUAUGAUGGUGACCCAAUUUGCUGGGUUCUGAAGUAGUAUGGAACUGAUUGUCACACGAAAAGAGGAAGAUCAACAAACAAGAAUAAGAUGACGCUUUACAUUCGUCGUGAAUCUUCCAAGCUAUGGAAGAGAUUUUGCUCUGAGAUAACGACGGAGAUUGGACUUCUCGCCGAGAACUGGAAAUACCUUCUGGCUGGUCUUAUCUGUCAGUACAUUCAUGGUUUAGCUGCUAAAGGGGUUCAUUAUAUUCAUCGCCCAGGACCAACUCUCCAGGAUCUUGGCUUCUUUCUUCUUCCGGAGCUUGGUCAAGAGAGAAGCUACAUAAGUGAAACCGUGUUCACUAGUGUCUUUGUUUCGUUUUUCCUGUGGACUUUCCAUCCAUUCAUCCUGAAAAGCAAAAAGAUAUACACCGUGUUGAUAUGGUGCAGAGUUCUAGCAUUCUUAGUUGCCUGUCAGUUUCUCCGUGUUAUAACUUUCUAUUCGACUCAGCUUCCUGGCCCAAACUAUCACUGUCGCGAGGGCUCUAAAGUUUCCAGGUUGCCAUGGCCCAAAAGCGCUCUUGAGGUGCUGGAGAUCAACCCUCAUGGGGUGAUGUACGGAUGUGGAGAUCUGAUUUUCUCAUCGCAUAUGAUAUUCACGCUAGUCUUUGUCCUCACUUACCAGAAAUACGGCACUAAAAGGUUCAUAAAGCUGUUUGGGUGGCUCAUUGCUUUCGUGCAGAGCCUUUUGAUCAUUGCCUCCCGUAAACAUUACAGUGUCGAUGUUGUUGUUGCGUGGUAUACUGUGAAUCUGGUGGUGUUCUGUUUAGACAAGAAAUUACCAGAAUUACCAGAUCGGACAACAGUGUUACUCCCGGUAAUCUCGAAAGAGAGCCACAAGCUGUUGAAUGGGAACGGUGUUGAUCCUGCAGAUUGGAGGCCAAGGGCUCAGGUGAAUGGGAAGAUAGACAGCAACGGAGUUCACACUGAUAACUCAAUGAAUGGCGCAUGAAAGUGGUACUGGACUUGGAGCAAUCUAAUCUAUUUAUGAAAACAGCAAAACCAAUGGCGUCAUGAAGACUUGUGUGGUCUUUUCCGUUUCCAUGAUUUCUCGAAUCUGGACUUAAAUUCUGUAAGUGGGGUAAAUUUUUGUUCAUGGGCUAUUGUUCCAGAGAAAAAAAGGAACAGUCAGAGAGAAGAGAAGGGGGGCUAAAAUAUGUACAUUUUCCCAGUUCCUUAUAUUCCAAAGUGAAUCAUAUUAUUGUUUAA